This is a messenger RNA of Condylostylus longicornis, 2645 nucleotides long. It is a transcript of the gene Gbeta13F, whose product is annotated as guanine nucleotide-binding protein subunit beta-1. Bases 741 to 1763 code for a protein of 340 amino acids. NCBI's taxonomy places the organism in Eukaryota, Metazoa, Arthropoda, Insecta, Diptera, Dolichopodidae. Gene Ontology annotation, cellular component: cytoplasm; heterotrimeric G-protein complex. Gene Ontology annotation, molecular function: signaling receptor complex adaptor activity; protein binding. The transcript has a single exon. The record is from RefSeq and is a predicted model, not a curated record. Gene Ontology annotation, biological process: G protein-coupled receptor signaling pathway.
AUAGCACCACAAUAGGAUUAGUUGCAAAUUUAUAUUAUAUUUGUGCUAAAACAAAGUUGUAAAUAUUUAUUUACUUUCGAACAAAUUAUAGUGCAAUCAAUAAAUUAAGCUAUUUUGUAUGUAUUCCGCAACGAGCUAAAAAUUAAAUUAUUAAAAAAAAAUUGUGCAAAUAAGCAAGAUUGUGGAUUAAAACGAUAAGUUUGGCAUUUUAAUAUUCUUGAAAAUGGCUGCUCUUUGAAAUAGUUAUACUUCGCUUUAUUUUAUAUAGAAAAAAAAGAGACGAAAGAUAUAGCCUAUUUUUUAUACUAAAAGGAUAGGAUACAUAAAAUGACAUUUUACUAAAGGUAAAAUCGACUGCCAUUAAAGAACAUUAAAAAAACACUUAAAUUAAUAAAUAUUUAUAUUAAUAAAUUUAAAUAAAAUAUAUAAAUUGAGUUAAAGUGAUUUAAAGUAACAGAAAUAAAAUUUUAAGUAGCUAUUAUUAGUAAUUGGCUUUGAAAUUAGCUUUGAAAAUUUUUUUUACAACCUAUCUGCAAAAAGUAUGGAGUAAAUCCUCAUAAAUUUUCAGUGUUAUAAGGAAUAAGUGUAGUGACAGCAAGAGAAGUGGGCGCGGCAGUGCAUUCGAUUAGUUUUUUUUUUUCAGAAAAAUUACUUUUUCUACAUAAUUAAAAAGAAGAAAAAAAACAUUUUUGAUUUCAUUAAAAAUCAAUAAAGUUUAAUUAUAAACAAAUUAAAUAAAAAUGAAUGAACUAGACAGUUUAAGACAGGAAGCUGAAUCUCUUAAAAAUGCAAUUCGCGAUGCAAGAAAAGCAGCAUGCGAUACCAGUUUGGUGCAAGCAACAAAUAAUCUUGAACCAAUCGGACGUAUACAAAUGCGAACUAGGCGUACACUUCGAGGUCAUCUAGCUAAAAUUUAUGCCAUGCAUUGGGGAAGUGAUUCAAGAAAUCUAGUUUCUGCAUCUCAAGAUGGUAAAUUAAUCGUUUGGGACUCACAUACAACUAAUAAGGUGCAUGCCAUUCCUUUACGUUCAUCAUGGGUCAUGACAUGCGCAUAUGCUCCAUCUGGUAGUUUUGUUGCCUGUGGUGGUCUUGAUAAUAUAUGUUCAAUAUAUAGUUUAAAAACAAGAGAAGGUAAUGUAAGAGUAUCCCGGGAGUUGCUUGGGCACACUGGAUAUUUAUCAUGUUGUCGAUUUUUGGAUGAUAAUCAAAUAGUAACUAGUUCAGGUGAUAUGACUUGUGGUCUCUGGGACAUAGAAACCGGACAACAAGUUACAUCAUUCAUGGGACAUACAGGUGAUGUAAUGGCUCUUUCAUUGGCACCCCAAUGUAGAACAUUCGUAUCAGGUGCAUGUGAUGCAUCUGCAAAACUUUGGGAUAUUCGUGAAGGAGUUUGUAAGCAAACUUUCCCAGGACAUGAAAGCGAUAUAAACGCUGUUACAUUCUUUCCUAAUGGUCAAGCAUUUGCUACAGGUUCAGAUGAUGCUACAUGUCGUUUAUUCGAUAUUCGUGCAGAUCAAGAAUUGGCUAUGUAUUCUCAUGACAAUAUCAUAUGUGGAAUCACUUCAGCUGCAUUCUCAAAAAGCGGUAGAUUAUUAUUGGCUGGUUAUGAUGAUUUCAAUUGUAAUGUAUGGGACACUAUGAAAGCUGAACGUGCAGGCAUAUUAGCUGGUCAUGAUAACAGAGUUUCAUGCUUAGGUGUUACCGAAAACGGCAUGGCGGUAGCAACGGGAUCAUGGGAUUCAUUUUUACGUGUAUGGAAUUAAAAUUAUAUAUAUAAAUAUUUAUACAUAUAUUUAAAUAUAUAUAUAAAUAUAAUACAUGUUUACAUAAAAAAUAAAUCACAAAUCAGUACUCUAUAUUAAAAUAAAGAAAUUAAAAAAAAAAACCAAAUAGAAAAUAUAAAUUUAAAACAACAAGUAAUUAACUAAUCCAAAUUAAUAAAAACCAAGAAAAAAAACGAAAUUUCAAAAACAAAACAUAACUAAAUAAAAAUUUAGGUCAUAAAACUAAUAUUUAAUAAGGAUUCUAUAAUUUAAUUUAUUUAAAUACAAAAAAGAGGAAACAAGAUUAUUAAGGAACAUCUUUUUAAAUCAAAACAUAAAAAUAAAUUCGCUACAUUAUAAUCCAUCAAAUUACAAAAAAUAUUAAACAGAAAUGAUCACUAAACAAUUAUAUUCAAUUUAUAAAAAAUAUAAAUCAAAUACAUACACAAAUUCAUAACGAGGAUAUUAGAAUCAUUACAUACAUAUAUACAAAACAGCAUUGAAAAGAGUUUAUAAAAUUUUUAUUAACUAAAUACAUAUUAAAAACAAAAAAAAAAAACCAUUAAAAAACAAAAAAAAAUAUUUAUAUUAAAAAGCACAAGGCAGUAAAAAAAAAGCAUUUAAUUUAUACUUUCAUUUUAUUAAACAAAAAAUAUAUAAUAAUUAAAAAAUAUGCAAUAUGUUUAAUAUUACAUGUACAUCAUUAAAAAAAAAACAUCAAAAAAAAAAAAAAAAUACAAAAAAUAUUUAUAAAUCCGCUAUUGUGGUCUAACUAUAAGUCUUUGUUUUUGCAAAUUUUAAUUAUAUAAAAUACUAAAAGAAAAUUUUUGUAAUUUACUUGUAUUUUGUUUUGUUUAGAAAAAAAAAACAAAAAGGCUAGUA